UUUCGCAACCUGCUUCUUGGUGCGAGUGUGUGCGUGUUUGUUUAUGUUCCUCACUCCCAAAACAGACCAUUUCGUGCGGUCAGCGAUCGCACUUUAGCAGAAUCGUGAAGGUUGCGUAACGUGGCCGACCAAAAAUCGCACCAGACAAACAAUCGUUGGGCAGUGAGCCAAUAAAGCCCCUUUUUGGCCUACCUCAUCCAUCCGGCAAACACCCGUCGUGGCAACGCAAUGAACGACAUACGUCAGCUGAAGGACCAACAGCGCGACAAACAUCCAGGCUUCGAUUCGUACAUCGAGUGCAUGAGCCGGUCGUUGUUUACGGGGUUGGCGACGUUUUCGCUCGGGUUUGCGGGCAUUUACUUCCUGCAGCAAAUCGGCCAGCGCUAUCUGCCGUACACGAAGAAGGGCAACAUACUGGUGGCUACGCUGGUCGCAACCGGUGCCGCGUACAAGGUGACCUCCGACCGUACCCGUGCCUGCCAGGCCCGGUGGAUGGCCGUCGAGGAGAAGUACAGUGUGCUGCAGGACGCGAUCGAACCGGCUGUACCGUCGAAGGAGACGAUUGUUUAGAGUGCGAACGGGUCGUACACACAACAC
Anopheles arabiensis is the source of this 597-nucleotide messenger RNA. RefSeq names its product transmembrane protein 141. The transcript has a single exon. NCBI's taxonomy places the organism in Eukaryota, Metazoa, Arthropoda, Insecta, Diptera, Culicidae. The record is from RefSeq and is a predicted model, not a curated record. Bases 229 to 570 code for a protein of 113 amino acids.